Molecule: messenger RNA, 1458 nt
Organism: Colletotrichum navitas
Lineage: Eukaryota; Fungi; Ascomycota; Sordariomycetes; Glomerellales; Glomerellaceae
Product: argininosuccinate lyase
Exons: 1
Coding region: 1-1458 (485 amino acids)
Cellular component (GO): cytosol
Molecular function (GO): argininosuccinate lyase activity
Source: RefSeq, a predicted model, not a curated record
AUGGCCUACCUGGUCUCCCCCGAUGACCUCCCGAUGCCCGGCCGAGACACGUUUUUCUGGCUGGGUGAGAUUAACAAGGCCAGUGCCGUUAUCAACUCGGACGAAGGGCUCUUGGAUCGAGAUGCGGCUCGUCGGAUUGCCAGCGGCCUCCAAAAGCUACUGGACUCUGGCAACGAGCCAAACGCUCCCCGCCCAAGCCUCGUGAUUACCUUUGAGCCUCUCCUUGUCCAAGCUGCUGGCGUGGAGGCCACUCUCCUCCAUGCCGGGCGGUCCAGUCAAGACAUGCUCACUACCGUUUCGAUGGCAAUUCUUCGCGAUGCGCUGCUGAAACUCGCAUUGCAGCUUCAUGACACGACACGACUCCUCGUCGAGAUGGCCCAGACUCAUGCCGCAACACUAGUCCCGAACUAUACCAACGGAGUUGCUGCUCAACCUAACUCCUAUGGCCAUUACCUGUUGGGCCACAUUGCCGGACUCCAUCGGGAUGCAGAGAGACUGCGGCAGUGUUAUGCACGACUGGAUCGUUGCGCCAUGGGCACCACCGUUCUUAAUGGUACAAGUUGGCCGCUGAACCGCGAGCGCAUGGCCAAGUACCUCGGUUUCGCAAAGGCCGUCGACAACGCCUAUGACGCGGCGCAGAUCACCGCUUCAGAGAUGCCAGUUGAGCUUGGUGCGAUAGCGUCCCAGAUCGCCCUCCAUGCCGGCGCUUACAUCCAGGAUGUCAUGGCCCAAUACUCUCAGCCAAGGCCGUGGAUUCUUCUCCAAGAGGGCGGGGAUAACACAUAUGUCUCGAGCGCUAUGCCGCAGAAAAGGAACCCCGGCCUGCUCAAUAGAAUUCGAUCGGAUGCGUCCCGAGUUGUGAGUCUCGGCGUAGGCCGGGCGAUUCAGGGACACAACCUCACCCCGGGUAUGGUCGAUGCGAAGGACCUGACGGACAACCUUGCUGUACUCAAUGGGGCGAUAGGGGUGCUCGGGGGCUGGGAACGCAUCCUCGACGCACUGGUGAUUGACGGAAAACGGUCCUUGGAAGAAUUGGAUCUGGACUGGACUGCCUCUCAGGAGUUGGCGGAUAUCCUGAUGCGGGAGCACAAGGUGCCAUUCCGAGUCGGUCACCACUUUGCUUCAGAAGUGGUUAGAUUUGCAAAGAAUGCGGACCUGUGCCCGAGCAAGUUCCCCUAUGCUGAGGCAUCCAGGAUAUUCGUCGAGACAUUGAAACACACGCACCUCGAGGACAGCGGCUAUCGAUUCUUGAGCGAGGAUGAGUUUCGAGAGGCGCUCGAUCCUGUCGGGAUCGUCAAUCGAAGGGCAACCUCUGGCGGUCCACAACCCAAAGAAAUAGAACGUAUGAUCAGCAGCUCAAAGCAUAUUCUGGAGGAUCUCCACAAGUGGGUUCGAGAGCGGCGGUCUUACAUCGACGACGCGUUGCACGAGCUGGAUGCUACGUUUAAGCUUCUGUAA